AUGAUGCGAGGAGAGUGUGACAUGUUUGUUGAAGUCACGAUGAUGAUGGAAUCGCCAAGUGGUGGCCAAGCUGAUGGUAGAAGACAGGGAGAAACAUACUUUCAGAUUAUGGGACUGUCAACUGAGAAGCCACUAGUCAAGAUUAAUGGGCAUUUGUUCACAGGACAGUUCACAGACACCCUUGGUUCACAUUUGUUUUUGGAAGUGGAGGACUGGACUGACUCUUCACAAAGAAACAGCAAGCAGAUCAAGUCUGUGACUGUCACUAACACAUAUCUCAAACUGGAGCCUGUUUACUUGGAUUCGAAAAGAGAUGCUGA
Molecule: messenger RNA, 320 nt
Organism: Candidula unifasciata
Lineage: Eukaryota; Metazoa; Mollusca; Gastropoda; Stylommatophora; Geomitridae
Source: the annotation of a GenBank genome assembly